Messenger RNA from Linum trigynum, 5092 nucleotides. NCBI's taxonomy places the organism in Eukaryota, Viridiplantae, Streptophyta, Magnoliopsida, Malpighiales, Linaceae. The record is from the annotation of a GenBank genome assembly.
UAUAUUAAUUUAUAGAAGUUAUAUUGUAGUUCAAAGUCAAAAAUGAUAUUAACUUUAAUAAGCUGAUAGUAGUAAUUGUACCUCAUUUGUUUACAUAUUAUAAAAAAUGUAUUACUAGAAUUUGAACUCAGGUCACUGAAAUAAACAAAGAGCAACUAACCAACUACACUACAUCAUAUUUGUAGUUAUUUUCUUAAUCAAACAAAACUCAUUGCUUUAAAGAUGAAUGAGAAAAAUGCAAUCCUAAUUUUAAAUUUCGUCGCCUAUGAGCGAUUCUAGAAAGUUCUAUUUAGUAAUUUUACCUCAUUUGUUUACAUAUUAAAAAGUUGGUUAUUGGGAUUUAAACCAGAUCACUAAAAUGAAAAAAAGAGUAUUGUAAGUUUAUAAAUAAGUAGACUACAUCGUAUUCGUUGAAAUUUCUUUAAUUAAACAAGAGACAUAUUCUAUAUUUGAUUCUUUAUAUUUUAUUUAAAGUUAGUUAUAUCUUAUAGAAUUAAUCCUGAAAUUGAAACUUAAGUAACACUGAUUUGAUUAUUAAAUAUUUAAUUGCACACGGGGUUAAGUUUAGACAAAAUACAUAUGCAUAUCAAAACUUCGACCUUAGUGACAAAGCAGUCAGUUUUUUUUCCUACAAAUUAAAUUAAUCAUUCCAUACAUGGAAUAUGUUAAACUCUUUUGGAAGUUGUGAUUCUUCAAAUUGAUGUAUUGAGCCAGUUAGUAUAUUAUCAUUUGAUGUAUUAGGCAAAUAUAUUGUUUGGAGGUUUAAAUUGUCUUUUUGUUGUGAAACCACAAAAGUUAACUUUGAGUGACUGUGAAGAAUCUAUAUUUUUUGUUGAGAUUGAUAAUCUCUCAAUUUUGAGUGAUUGUUGGAGUGGCUAACCGACUUCUUAUGCAAGCAAACAAAAACAUCAAAUUAAACUAAGCAAAUUACGAAAUAGCAAUGACGAUAGAGGUAGCUAAAAUCGAUCAAUCUUACUUUGGAAGUGGUCAACCGCGUGGAACACGUACAAGAACAACCACCACGAUCUUCUUCUUCUUGCACAAAACUCUAACCCUAGAAGAUGAAAGCAAAUCAAUUCAAACUUCAAAUUAAACGGAGAAAAUUACAAUAGAGCAAGAACAACAUCGUACCCUAAAUUAGAUCGACCUCACCUUGUAUGUGGUCGACCGUCUGGGACCCAAAUAGGAAGAACAAGCAUCAGUCUUCUUCUUCACCAAAACUCUAACCCUAGAAGAAACCAAAUUAAGUGUUUGAGUGACGGUGAAGGUGACAUAUAUUCUUAUGUAUAGAUAUUUAGGACGAGAUUAGGGCGAAUUAAGUGGUAGACAAGUUUGGGUUAUCUUUCUAGUGUUGGAAUCUUUAUUCAAUACGGAUUGUGUGUAAACGGUCGACCACGUACUUCACUGGUUUACCUUUUCUAGUGUUAGGAAAUAAAUCAGAGUUUGAUAUUGAUAAGUUAAUGCGAUAGAGGUUGACAUUUUAAUGCAAAAGGUCAUCCGUUUUAGCAUAAGGGGUCGACCUUUUAUGGUGUUCGCUUGCCAAAUAGGUCGACCAUUUGAUGUACAAGGUCAACCGCGUUGUUGACAAUCACAAAACGAAAUCAAUAUAUUCGGUCGACCAUUCUUACCUUUCGAUCGACCGAAAUGUACAAAUACAAGUCAUCAUAGCAAAGUCCUGUACUUUCUAUCAUCUCUACCGAUGAAUUCCCACUAGUAUCACAAAAGUGCAAGAAAUGCAGGUAAAUAAUAGCUAUCCAGCUCUUACUUUCACUCACUUGUUACUCAUAGUUAAAGUUCCCCAAAAUAGAAAGGCUUAAUCAAUUACACAUAGCUUGGUGUUGGGUUUGAUAUUUAGGCUUUCAUUUUUGCCCAACCACCACGCAAGGAGUCAACAGUCAACUCACUACCCAAUCCCUCCUUUUGUUUAACUUUUUUUUUUUAAUAGAAAUUUUGUUUAAGCUUUAGUGAAGAAUGCUAUGUCUAUUUUAACGGGUUGCUAUAUCGCCUUCCACACCUUUCUUCCUUUGCUUUCCACACGGGUGGGUGACAUAAGGUUUCUCACACUUUCGUCUUUCGGUACAUCCAUUUCCAAUAACGAGCAACUCUACUAUGCUAUAUAGUAUUGGUGCUUUAAUGUACAACUCAAAGUUGUACCAUAACAUUAAAUGUAUAAGUUUAGGUUGUACCAUAAAGCAAUUUGUACUAUUAUGUUAUGGUACAACUUUACAACUUGAAGUUAUACCAUCACAUAAAGGUACAAGUUCAAGUUGUACCAUAAAAGAAUUUGUACAAAAAGUAUAGGUACAAUCUAAAGUUGUACCAUAACGUAAAUGUACGAUUUUAAGUUGUACCAUAAAGGCAAAAACCUAUAGCACCAAUACUAUAUAGCAUUGUAAAAUUUCUCUUCCAAUAACCUAUUCCGUUUGUUUCCAACAAGAGAAUUACCUUUCAUAAUUAAUGUCAACUUAGGUAUAUCAAGUUAUUUUAAUUGACUAGUGAUCUAACUUAUCUCACAAAAAGGACACUAACUUAACAUACCCCAAGCUGCGAUAGUUAUUGAAAUGUCUAUAAUUUAUAUACAUCUUCUUUUUUUAUUACAUAAUUUAUAUACAUCUUAAGAAAUAAGGAUUUUAGAAUAUUGACUGGUAUAUAUGCUACAGUAUUACCUCAAAAUGAAUGAUAUAUUUUAUUAGCUGUUUACUGUUUGUAAUAAUGACAGAUUUUUCUAGUUGCAAUAGAAUGAGUAAUGCUUGAUUGCUUUAAUGAAAACCUAAGCCCCAUAUUUAGGGGUUGUUUGGUUUUGGUGAUUGUUUGGUUGGGAUAAUUACAAUCAUUGUUCACAACAUAUUGUUUAUAUAUAUAUAUAUAUGGAUACGACUCGUAUGCUUCAGACGCAUAGUAUGCUCCAGGCUCUCAGUGCCGUUGAUCUAAUCUAACGACUUUAAUUAAUUAUAUUCAAAUGAAUUAUUUAUUAAAAAUUAUAUUACAAACUACCCCUUUAAAUAAUUAUAUAAGCUAUGAAGUCCCCCAACUAUGAUUAUCAUUAUUUCAUAGAGGUUUUUAUUGAACCCCAAAAGUUUAUACGAUUGAUAAAAAAAAAUUCCAAUAAGAUUUGGCCCAAAUUAAUGAAUCAAAACUUGGAUUUCAUCACCCAAUUCGACUCCCAUCAUCAUCACUCAUCAGUUCAUCCCAGCUUCCCCCAAAGAACUACCCUUAAUUUGAUAAUCAUCAUCCAAAUCCAGCAAACAUCAAAACCUAAAACCCUAAAGCGACCUCAUCAUAGCAGACAAAGGGAUUCAACUUAUUUCGUAAAAUUCAUGUUUGAGGUUUCCAGAUUAUACACAGUUGUGGCUUGCUCUCCUCAUCCAGCCCAAGAGUCGAGCUCAUCCUCGGCUUCCGACAGGCAUCAACUCCACCACGUCCUCGUCCCGGUGUAGCGGACUGGUGCCCUCUCUCGACAAACCAGAAUCGAUCACUGUGUACGACCAUUAAAAGGACGUCGUUGAAAAAUAGCAGAGGCUGCGAUGAAAAGAGGACCUCGCAUCACGGCAGGGGAAUUCUUGUGGCCGGAGUUGAGAAUAGGGGAGAUGGAAGAAGAGUCACGAGGGAACAACGGUGUUGCAUAACAGAUGCCUUUUCGUGUUCCCUGCUAAUUUUAGAGUGACAGGAUAAAUGAUUCGUUCCCUAAUACACUACAGCGUUGCAUAACAGAGGGCUUUUGAAUUCUAAAAAAACAUAGGGCUUUUGGUGGCGGAGAGGUGUGAUGAAAGGGAGGGGGGUCUUUUACUACAAUUUUGUUCUUGGUUUACUGGGUUUGUUUUCUCUGUUCUUGAGGGUUAGUUAAUUGAUGUAAAAGUGGAUUGUGAAGGGGGAUUUUACAAAAUGAAAAAUAAUUAGGUGACUUACACUAUGUCAAGAAGAAAUAACGUGGUUUUGGGUAAAACGUAAUUGAUUAAAAUUGUUAGGGGACUAUACCGUAUGUAUAAAUUUUUAGUAGGUGUAGUCGUAAUUAUAGUUAUAAUUCAAAAAAUAGUUUUUAUGAAAUUAAUAGUGUACCAUUAGAUUAGAUCAAUGGUAAAGAGAACCUGGAGCAUGCUAUGCGUCUAGACCAUACGAGUGUGACCCAAUAUAUAUAUAUAUAUUUUUGCACAAACAAUUAGGGCUGGGAAACGGUGCGGUCUGGUCCAGACCAGACCAUAUAUACGGUCUAUGGUCCAGACCAAGAGGCUAAAGUAUAGACCAUAGCCCAGACCACAGACUAUACGGUCUGGUCCAGACCACGCCUGUGCGGUCUGGUUCGGUCUGGUCUGGUCCACAUAGACCACUCUCAACGAAAAAUGAUUAAUUUGUUUAGUCAACCACACAAAAAAUUGAACCAAUAACCAGGAAAAAUAAUUGUUAUUUGGCUUAAAUCAUUAAUCCUAGCAUGCAUGAAUAAUUUUGAUACUCUAAAUCUUAGUACAUAACAAAGAUACAAAGUAAAAGCAUCCCAACUUGCACCAUAACGUCAUAAACAUUAACAUAAUGUCAUAUGAAGACACGAUUAUCUCUACUCUCUGGUUAAAUGUGGUUGUGAAUGAAGGAGGGACGAGAUUCACCAAACUAAGGUUCAGGCUUGGGUGUCGUUGUAGGAGUUGGGAGAGUGGUCGAAUGGGCUGUUAACACGUAUUGACAAGUCAGUUGGGUCCACGGUUUGGUCCGGUAAACCGCGGUCUAGACCAGACCAGACCAAGAGAUCAAAACAUAAGAUAAUACAGACCAUAGACCAGACCAUACUUAACGGUCUACGGUCCGGACCAAACUGUGCGGUACGGUUUGGACCACGGUUUUUCUAACGGUCUGGUCUAUUUUCCCAGCCAUACAAACAAUACAUGCAUUGUUUGCUUGAUUUGAUACUAACUAUCACUCAAAAUGAUUGAUAGUUAAAUCUCAACUUUUGAGUGAGAUUGUUAAGAUUGUUUGUUUGAGAUUGUUGAGUCUUUUUCUUCUUCCAACUAUGUCCCUACCUUUUCAUGUGUGUUGCAUUUUUAUAUUUAAAACAAAGGGUAAAAGUGACAUUUCACCCAAAAAGGAAUAUAACUUAUUUAAAGAC